AUGUCUGACUGGGCGUUUGGAAGACUUUACAAAGACCGAUUUGACUUUGUUUUUCACCUGAGGUGCAAAGAACUGAACCAGGCCACCGGGAGAAAAAGUCUGAUGGAUCUGCUUAACUACAAUCAGAGUUCAUCAUCAAUGAUCAAGCAGGUCCUCUGCCAGUCUCCUGAGAGGGUUCUCUUCCUGGUAGACGGCUUUGAUGAGCUCAAAUGCACCACUGAUUUGGGUCAGUCAGAUCUUACCAUACUCCAAGGACUAGGCAAGCUGGCAGAAAAGGGGACGGAAGAGCAGCAAGUCUUAUUUGACCAUCAUAGUGUCUCACAGACAGUGUCAGAUCCUUCCAAAGUCCCCUUCUUGUGUAAGCUUCUCCAAAAGAAGAGAGUAAGUCAGACCACUAUGUACAGCUUCAUGCACCUCAGCUUCCAGGAGUUUUUCACAGCCCUCUCAUACAUGUUACUGGGUGAUGAGGAAGCUCAGGGGAAAGUUAGAGAGCUACUUUCUAAGGUUCGACGUGGAAAAGAAAACAGUCACCUCCUACCCAUAGUUCAAUUUCUCUUUGGCAUCGCAAACAAGGAAGUUGCAAAACGACUGGAGGAAAAAUAUAUCUCUUGUUCUCAAGGAAUCUGGACCCAGCUCAAACAUUUUAUUCUGGAAGUCAUUGAAAAAGGAAAGGAGGAUCAAAUUGUUAGAUGUACAAUGCAGCUUUUCACAUUUCAUUGUCUAUAUGAGCUCCAUGCAGAUGAUUUUGUUAAAGAAGCCAUGAAAACAUACACAGACAUUAAUAUGUCAGGAAGUCCCCUGAAGAAAACAGACUGUUGGGUGUUGAUGUAUUGUCUUCAGCAUUGCAAGUCCAUCGAAUGUCUUGAACUGAGUGGGUGCAAUUUAACUGCAGAGAACAUGAAAAUCCUUCUGCCAGCGUUGCAGAAAUGUAAAGCUCUUGUGUUGCAGGUGGACGGCCUAGCCAAUUACGAUUUAGAUGAUCUGUUGACAGCACUGGGAGAGGGAAAGAGUUUGGAGCUGGAUCUGCGUAAGAACAACUUCUCUGAUGAGAAAGUACAGGACUUGCUUGUUGCUCUCACUAAACACAAACCCAGAAACGUUGACAUUGGAGUGAAGUCCAUCACCAGCAAUACAACAGACAAAUUAAUGUUCCUCAUCAGUAAGGCACAUGGAGUCUUGGAUCUGAUAAAGCUUCAUUGUUGUGGGAAUGUUGCUUUGAGUGUCCAGCUACAGAAAGAUGGUGUGAGAGCUCCCCAAAUUGUUCUUUGGUUAAAAGUGGCAGAGAUGAAAAUGAUCUGUGACUCCAUCAGAACAUCUGGCUACAGUUUGACUGGAGUGAAGUUGAGAGUGUGGCGUGUGGCUGACGAGGAUAAUCAACACGCAUUCAUCUACCCUACAGACAAGUGUAGGUUAACGUUACACAUAAAAGGGCCUCUCAGAUGCGGCGUAGAGCGUGGAGGUCUACAGUUAGCACACUGCAGCAUUGAAUUGUCCCUAUACGGCGAUGAUGUAGUUGACUGGAGAUGCAUCUUUCAGUUACUUCAAACUCUGAAGCAUAAUCCAGAGUGGGAUGAGCAUGUUGAAGGACUGAUCUCGCUGCUACACUCUCAAACCUCUCUGGAGGGAAUAUAUCUGUAUGUGAGCAGCUUCACAGAAAGGUGUGCUGCCAGUGUAAUCAGUCUCAGCCAGGCCUGUUCCAACCUGAAGGACAUAAUCCUUCAAGUAAACGGUUUCUUAUUGGAGGAAGGAAUACAAUGCUUACGUGAAUCAAAGAGGCACCCAGAUUGCCAGUUACUUCUCUUGGGGAGGAGAUGCAGGAAGCUUGCUGACCAGUGCUCUGAGGAGAAGGACAAGAGGCUCAGUUGUAAUGACAACGUUUUACUCAAUCUACAUGGAGAAUCAUUCAUAGAGAUUGUGUUAAGGCAUGGGAAGGAAAGCGAUAUUGAUGACACAUGGAAUGGGAACAAAAUCAAUAUUGAUGACAUGCGGAAUGAGAACGAAAUCAAAAUUUAUAACAUGUGGAAUGCGAACGAAGACGAUGGCACUUGGAAUGGGAACGAAAACGAUAGGCCUAGAGAUGAUAUAAAGUGUAAAGGCUGUUGUGUUGUUGGAUAGUGACCAUGAUGAAGACGACAGAGAUGGUAUAAGAAAUAUAACAAGA
Salmo salar (Atlantic salmon) is the source of this 2161-nucleotide messenger RNA. RefSeq lists its product as uncharacterized. NCBI's taxonomy places the organism in Eukaryota, Metazoa, Chordata, Actinopteri, Salmoniformes, Salmonidae. The record is from RefSeq and is a predicted model, not a curated record.